AUGGUUCACUCCCUGAGCCCCUGCACCGACGGCAGCGCCUCCCCUUGCGGCGUGGCCGUGCCCCAGCCCGUGGCCGACUCCUGCAAUGAGCCCUGUGUCCGGCAGUGCCCGGACUCCACCGUGGUCAUUUACCCUCCCCCCGUGGUGGUCACCUUCCCCGGGCCCAUCCUCAGCACCUUCCCCCAGCAGAGCACCGUGGGCUCCGUGGGAGCGCCCGAAGUCGCAGCCGGCGUCGGGGGCAGCGCCGGAACCGGUGUUGGAGCCAUCGUUGGAGGUGGUUUUGGUGCUGCCCGGACCCCUGGAGCCUCCCAAGUUUAUGGCGGGGCCAGGUGGGGCCGGGGGUACCCGGUGGGCAGCUGCAGACCCUGCUGCUAA
This is a messenger RNA of Camarhynchus parvulus, 375 nucleotides long. Its product is annotated as claw keratin-like. NCBI's taxonomy places the organism in Eukaryota, Metazoa, Chordata, Aves, Passeriformes, Thraupidae. Gene Ontology annotation, cellular component: intermediate filament. Gene Ontology annotation, molecular function: structural constituent of cytoskeleton. Bases 1 to 375 code for a protein of 124 amino acids. The transcript has a single exon. The record is from RefSeq and is a predicted model, not a curated record.